UCUGGACUCCACUGCCCGGCUGGGCCCCACCGGUGGACCAGCGAGGCGCGCGCGGGGUCGCCCCAGGGGGCGCGGGCGCAGGUGGCCCGGCGCCCUGUGGAGCCCUGGCGCCCGGGAUCUGAAGCAGGUCGAUAGCGGAUCGAUAGCAGCUCCGGCAGCACCAUGUCUCCGGCGGCCAAGGCCCCGCCGGCCGGGUGAGAAGCGGUCGGAGGUGGCCCGGCGGGCGGCGCGGCUGCAGGUGCCGGGGCGCAGUAGCGGGUGCGGCGGGCGCGCGGCCAGGAGGCCCCUGGGCCCCCAGCCCCCGAGACCCAACUCCGGCCCGGGCCCGAACAAGUUGAGCCGGCAGCGGAGAGCCGGGCUACGGGGCCACCGGCCCGCCAUGCCGGCGGUCAAGAAGGAGCUCCCAGGCCGCGAAGACCUGGCCCUGGCUCUGGCCACCUUCCAUCCGACCCUGGCCGCACUGCCGCUGCCGCCGCUCCCAGGCUACCUGACACCGCUGCCGGCGGCGGCCGCCCUGCCCCCGGCCGCCUCGCUCCCCGCCGCGACCGCGGGCUACGAGGCGCUGUUGGCUCCCCCGCUCCGCUCCCCGCGCGCCUACCUGAGCCUGCACGAGGCCGCCGCGCACCUGCACCUGCCCCGGGACCCUCUGGCCCUCGAGCGCUUCUCGUCCGCCUCGGCCGCAGCGCCGGAUUUCCAGCCGCUUCUGGACAACGGCGAGCCGUGCAUCGAGGUGGAGUGCGGCGCCAACCGCGCGCUGCUCUACGUGCGCAAACUCUGCCAAGGCAGCAAGGGUCCGUCCAUCCGCCACCGCGGGGAGUGGCUCACACCCAACGAGUUCCAGUUCGUCAGCGGCCGGGAGACGGCCAAGGACUGGAAGCGCAGCAUCCGCCACAAAGGAAAGAGUCUGAAGACGCUUAUGUCCAAAGGGAUUCUGCAGGUUCACCCUCCGAUCUGCGACUGUCCAGGCUGCCGAAUAUCCUCCCCGGUGAACCGGGGGCGGCUGGCGGACAAGAGGACAGUUGCCCUCCCCACUGCACGGGUCCUAAAAAAGGAGCUGACCCCCAGCUUCUCGCCCAGUGAUGGUGACAGCGAUGGGAGUGGUCCGGCCUGCGGGCAGCGGCCAGGCUUGAAACAGGAGGACACCCCACAUGUCCGUAUCAUGAAGAGAAGAGUCCACACCCAUUGGGACGUGAACAUCUCCUUCCGAGAGACGUCCUGCAGCCAGGACAGCGACCUGCCCGCCCUCCUAUCCAGCGUCCAUCGCAGCCGCCACCUCGUUAUGCCCGAGCACCAGAGCCGCUGUGAAUUCCGAAGAGCUGGUGUGGAGCUAGGCCUGCGGGCCACAGGUGACCUGUCGGGCAAGAGGCUAGGCCGCUCCCCCCACAGCAGCGGCGACUGCCCAUUGGAGAAGAAGGCGCGGAGCAAGUCACCCCAAGAGACUCUGUUGCUGCCAGAACCAGGGCCCAGCAUGGCCCCUGAGGACCACUACCGCAGGCUUAUGUCUGCCCUGAGUGGAGCCGGCACCCUUGAGGACCCCCAGCGCCUCUACCACCUGGGCCUCCCCAGCCACGAUCUCCUCAGAGUCCGGCAGGAGGUGGCAGCAGCAGCUGUGAGGAGCCCCAGUGGCCUGGAAGUCCACCUGCCCUCAUCCACGGCAGGUCAGCGUCGAAAGCAGGGCCUGGCUCAGCACCGAGAGGGCACCGUGCCAGCAGGCCCCCCAUCCUUCUCAGAGAGGGAGCUGUCGCAGCCGCCCCCCUUGCUGUCGCCCCAGAAUGCCCCGCACAUCACCCUGGGCCCCCACCUCAGGCCCCCCUUUCUGGGGGUGCCCUCGGCCCUUUGCCAGACCCCAGGUUACGGGUUCCUGCCCCCUGCCCAGGCGGAGAUGCUCGCCCGGCAGCAGGAGCUCCUGCGGAAGCAGAACCUGGCCCGGCUGGAGAUGUCCGCAGAGCUGCUGCGUCAGAAGGAGCUGGAGAGCGCGCACCGGCCGCAGCUGCUGGCCCCCGAAGCCGCCCUGCGCCCGUCUGAGGGCGCGGAGGAGCUGCAGCGGCGCGGGGCCAUGCUGGUGCUGAGACACAGCUCCGCGCCGCUGCUGGCCCUGCCCCCCCAGGGGCCCCCGGGCCCCGGCCCGCCCACCCCUCCCCGGGAGCCUGUCCGCCGCGCCCCUCAGAAGGGGGGCCCCAGCCCGGCUUCAGUCCACUCCAGUGAGUCCAAGGAGACCACCGGGACUGGGCUCUGGGCACAAGAUGGUUCUGAGGACGAGCCCCCCAAGGAUUCAGAAGAAGGAGAGGACCCUGAGAUGGUGGCUGCUGGGGGCCAAGCCUCAACUGGAGGGGCAAGCCCUGAGGGGAAGGGGCUUCUCUCAGGGUCCAUGCUGCCCCCUCCCCUGCCCCUGGGCUUACCCUAUGCCGUCAGCCCCUACUUCCACACAGGCACCAUGGGGGGACUCUUCAUGGAUGGGGACGAGGCCACAGCCCCCGAGGACCUCAGCAAGUGGACAGUGGACGAUGUCUGCAGCUUUGUGGGGGGCCUGGCUGGCUGUGGAGAAUAUGCACCGGUAUUCAGAGAACAGGGGAUCGACGGGGAGACCCUGCCCCUGCUGACCGAGGAGCACCUCCUGACCACCAUGGGGCUGAAGCUAGGGCCUGCUCUCAAGAUCCGGGCCCAGGUGGCCAAGCGCCUAGGCCGAGUCUUCUACAUGGCCAGCUUCCCUGUGGCUUUGCCGCUGCAGCCACCAACGCUGCGGGCCCCCGAGCGGGAGCUCACCUCUGGGGAACAGCCCCUGUCCCCCACAAUGGUCCCCUCCCCCUAUGUGGGGGGGCAUCCCCCUGCUGGCCGAGCCUCUCCCAAGCAAGAGAACGGAACUGUAGCUCUGUUCCCAGGGCCUGCAGAGCCCGCCCAGCCUCUGUGCUGAACUGGUGGGUGAGCGACCCUGCUCCCUAACCCUCCAGCGCCAGCAGCUCUGAUGCAAAAGACCCACCCCACAGCUUCCUUUCU
Enhydra lutris kenyoni (northern sea otter) is the source of this 2994-nucleotide messenger RNA. Its product is annotated as sterile alpha motif domain containing 11. The record is from RefSeq and is a predicted model, not a curated record. Gene Ontology annotation, molecular function: RNA polymerase II cis-regulatory region sequence-specific DNA binding; DNA-binding transcription activator activity, RNA polymerase II-specific; protein binding. Lineage: Eukaryota; Metazoa; Chordata; Mammalia; Carnivora; Mustelidae. The transcript has 14 exons. Gene Ontology annotation, biological process: positive regulation of transcription by RNA polymerase II. The coding region runs from base 380 to 2911 and encodes 843 amino acids.